AUGGUCUCGGGGUGGUGUCCGUGCGUGCCACUCGGCCGCCGGGAAUCAUCGGGCCAGCAGCAAUCGGCCUCCUCUUCGAGGAGCAUCGGGAACGACGGUGCACCGUUCACCGUCAGCGCCGCGACCGAUCACGCAGAAAUGGUCCAAAUGUUCUACUACGAGAACCGCGGCAAAUGCUGCAAGAAGCUUCUCCGAUACAACGGAUAUCCGAACAAGGUGCUUCUGUUUCCGGAGGAGGGCUGGGCGAGAAGCGCGAGUAGUUCCUACUGGACCUUGACGCCGUUCUGGUGGAGUCGAAGUCGGUGCAAGGUCGUCGAAGUUGCUGGGACCAGGAGGUACAGCACUCAGGCGAAAAUGGUGGACACGGGAACUGGGACGCUUUACAUUAUCGGCUCUUUCAAGAGAAUGACGACCGAUCCCGAUUUCAAGUUGUACCUGACGUCGAACGUUUCGUCGAGCGACUUCAACAUGGGUUACAGUAUGACGGGUACGCUGGAACGUGGCUGCAAGAAGACCAACUCAUUCCAGAUGACUCACUUUGCGGUGAUCCGUCGACGGGACUACGAGAAGGCCUACGAGGACCCGAACACCACCUAGUGUCCGUCCACACCCACGCUGUCCGAGUGUGGGGAUUGCGAACACUACACGUAGAAUGGAAAGAGCCGCGUCGCGUUUCUACGGCUCUUUCCUCCUCGAGGAAUCUCUUUCUCGUCCGGAGAACGACGAUCGCGUCGCGUGUACCGCGUCUCCGGACGCUUGUCUCUUCCGGUUCGUGAAUUGACAGGAAUCGCGGAGGAGCCGGGAGGACC
This is a messenger RNA of Colletes gigas, 809 nucleotides long. RefSeq lists its product as uncharacterized. Bases 1 to 597 code for a protein of 198 amino acids. Lineage: Eukaryota; Metazoa; Arthropoda; Insecta; Hymenoptera; Colletidae. The transcript has 4 exons. The record is from RefSeq and is a predicted model, not a curated record.